Aptenodytes forsteri (emperor penguin) is the source of this 3262-nucleotide messenger RNA. It is a transcript of the gene VCAN, whose product is annotated as versican. NCBI's taxonomy places the organism in Eukaryota, Metazoa, Chordata, Aves, Sphenisciformes, Spheniscidae. The record is from RefSeq and is a predicted model, not a curated record. Gene Ontology annotation, biological process: cell adhesion. Gene Ontology annotation, molecular function: calcium ion binding; hyaluronic acid binding. The transcript has 13 exons. Bases 79 to 2046 code for a protein of 655 amino acids.
CUGGGAUCUCUGGACUAGCCUAGCCACCACGUUGUGAUUUUUUGCAAUCUCUGCAAUACGCUACCUUUUAAGGUCAAGAUGUUGUUAAGUAUAAAAAGUAUCUUAUGGAUGUACUCUACGUUAGUUAUAACAUAUAUGCUACCUAAAGUUAAAGCAGAAAAAAAAACCCUGAUAAAGGGAUCCCUCUCUGGAACUUCAGUCCUGCCAUGCUUCUUUUCAACCACACCCACUAUAGCCUCCAGCUAUGCAGCUGAGUAUCUUCGAAUCAAAUGGUCAAAGGUUGAACUGGAUAAAAGUGGAAAAGAUGCAAAAGAAACCACAGUCCUGGUGGCCCAAAAUGGCAACAUCAAAAUAGGUCAAAGCUACAAAGACAGAGUGUCUGUUCCAACCCAUUCAGAGGAGACCGGUGAUGCUUCGCUGACUUUCUCUAAGCUGCGUGCAAGUGAUGCAGGGGUGUAUCGCUGUGAUGUUAUGUACGGAGUUGAAGACACACAAGGCAUUGUAUCAUUGGCUGUUGAGGGUGUUGUUUUUCACUAUCGUGCAGCAACCAGCAGGUACACUCUGAAUUUUACACAAGCUCAGCAGACUUGUCUGGACAACGGUGCUGUCAUAGCAAGCCCAGAACAACUGAAAGCAGCCUAUGAAGAUGGAUUUGAGCAAUGUGAUGCUGGCUGGCUGUCUGACCAGACUGUUAGGUAUCCAAUUAGACAUCCAAGAAUUGGCUGCUUUGGAGAUAAAAUGGGAAAGAAAGGAGUCAGAACAUAUGGGCGCCGUUUUCCUAAUGAAACUUAUGAUGUGUAUUGCUAUGUGGAACACAUGGAAGAUGAAGUGGUUCAUGUCUCAGUCCCUGAGAAGCUCACCUUUGAGGAAGCUAAAGAGCUGUGUCGGAAAAGAGAUGGCGUUCUUGCUUCUGUUGGGAACCUGUACGUCGCCUGGAGGAAUGGCUUUGACCAGUGUGACUAUGGCUGGCUGGCGGAUGGCAGCGUUCGUUACCCAGCCUCGGUGGCAAGGCCCCAGUGUGGUGGAGGUUUACUUGGGGUGAGAACCCUGUAUCGCUAUGAGAACCAAACAGGCUUUCCUUACCCAGAUAGCAAGUUUGAUGCCUACUGCUACGAACGCCAAGAUCCAUGCAAAAGCAAUCCCUGCCUUAAUGGUGGUACCUGCUAUCCACGUGGUUCAUUUUACAUCUGUACAUGUUUGCCAGGUUUCAACGGUGAGCAAUGUGAAUUAGAUAUCGAUGAAUGCCAGUCUAACCCAUGCCGGAAUGGAGCCACAUGUAUAGAUGGCCUCAAUACCUUUACUUGCUUGUGUCUGCCAAGCUAUAUAGGUGCUCUCUGUGAACAAGACACGGAGACCUGUGAUUAUGGCUGGCACAAGUUCCAAGGACAGUGCUACAAAUACUUUGCUCAUCGGCGUACAUGGGACACGGCUGAAAGGGAAUGCCGUCUUCAGGGAGCACACUUGACAAGCAUCUUGUCUCAUGAGGAGCAGAUCUUUGUGAACCGUAUUGGGCAUGACUACCAAUGGAUUGGCCUCAAUGACAAGAUGUUUGAGCGUGAUUUCCGCUGGACUGAUGGUAGCCCACUGCAAUAUGAGAACUGGCGACCAAACCAGCCAGACAGCUUCUUUUCUGCUGGAGAAGACUGUGUUGUUAUAAUAUGGCAUGAGAAUGGGCAGUGGAAUGAUGUACCAUGCAAUUAUCACCUUACCUAUACCUGCAAGAAAGGAACAGUUGCUUGUGGUCAGCCUCCUGUUGUGGAAAACGCAAAGACCUUUGGGAAGAUGAAACCUCGUUAUGAGAUCAACUCCCUUAUUAGAUAUCACUGCAAAGAUGGUUUCAUCCAGCGCCAUAUUCCAACUAUCCGGUGUCAAGGGAAUGGAAGAUGGGAUAUGCCUAAAAUUACUUGCAUGAAUCCGUCCACAUACCAAAGGACUUACUCUAAGAAAUACUACUAUAAACAUUCUUCAUCAGGAAAGGGAUCAUCGUUAAAUUCAUCAAAGCACUAUCAUCGCUGGAUCAGGACGUGGCAGGACUCAAGGCGCUGAGAGCUAAAUGGUGAAUGGGGAUUUCCACCAUUUCAGCCAAAGUCAUAACUUUCUGUGCCUUUACAAUCACUUAUAGGAGUAUUAUCAAAUUGUUUUGAAACUAUGGACUGCGGUAUUCACAAUGCAUCUUGCAAAAAUAUGGUGUUUAUCAGAAAAUUUAAAAAAAAAAAAAGGAGAAGUGCUUAUGGGGAUAAAAGGAAACCAUUUCCAGCCUAUAAAGAUUAUUAGUUUUCUAUAUGCCAUCGGUGUGGACCAUUUUAUGAUAUAUACCAGCCUUCUGCAAUAUUUAAACAGCUCAAUUUUAGCACCAAUGAAAAUGUAAAUAAGAUGAUUUUAGUGUUGUUUAAUUGUGUGUUGUUUUUAAAAUCCUGUAUAUAAAAUGAAAAGUCACACUAAUUUCAGGCAUAUUUAUGGUUAGAAUGGCCUCAGAGGUCUUCAGUCAUUUAUGACGUUGUUUUUAUGUUGUUUACCUAGGCUGGAAAUGGUUGAAAUAACUUCACUGACUGAAAUUUGCUAUUAUCAGGUGAAGAUAAACACACAAGUUACAUGAGGUUUUGUUUUUUUUUUUAAUGGGAACUGUGCCAAUUCCCAUCCAAGGUACAGUUUGUGUCCAUGUGAUGCAAAGUUUAGACAGAGCACAUAAAAGUGGCAUGAAGCAUGAACUAGGGACUGCAAUAUGGAACUUUUUUUCUGCUCUCCAUUCCAGCUUCACCAUUCAUGAGAAAGGACUGCAUGGAGAAGUUGUGUAUGACAAGGAGGGCCUGUAAAAAUCCAAGUGCUAAUACAUUAACUUUAUCAACCAGGGCCACUUUUUUGGAAAGAAAGAAAAAGAAAAAAAAGAAAAAAAAAAUUACUUUCACAACAUUAACCACAAGGUCUAUAUUACAGGUCUCUGCAUUCUAAAAUGGAGAUAGACCUGGUGUUUGGGGGAUUUUUUUUGUAAAAAACAAACAAAAAUCAAAAAAGUAAAUAAUUUUGUAUAUAUAACCAUUUUUUAAUCUUUUUAUAAAGUAAUGAAUGUUUGUGUAUGAAUGCUGCAGCUGUGAAGCGUACAUAAAUAAAUGAAGUAAGCCAUACUGAUUUAAUUUAUUGGAUGUUAUUUUACCCAUGCAAAGAAGAUUGAAAGAGCUCGCCAGUGCAGUAUUAGCCCCUGAGCUCCACUUUUGGAACCAUCUUUCAGUUCAACUGCUAUUUCCCUGGAGAACAAAAUUCCUGC